UAGAUCAAAAUAUGAUUGGAGUGGGUCUUAAAUGAAACUCUUUCAUUUGGUGCUCUAAAAUAAAUGUUGUAAAAAUGGUUAAACACCUAACAUAUUCUAUUGCUAUGGUAAAAUGGGUGAUUAUACACCAAUUAAAUGGUCUGCACAGUUAUUAAAUUGGGAUUUUAUAUUUUAUUUUUAACUUUAUUUUAUAGUACGAGCUGCUGUCCCUGAUUUUUUUUUAAUCGUUUUUUUAAGUAAAAAAAGUUGAACCCACUAAAGCUGCUAUUUUGCCUCAAAACUGAGCUGAUGGAAACUUUCAUUCCUCCAUUAAAAUUUCCCCUUUAAACAAACCCUGAGCAGCUGCAGACAUUUCUGAUGAAUCAGGGUUUUUCCAAACAAACAUAAACACAAAUAAAGUCAUUUUUACAGGAUUUCUUUUCCCCCAACACCCCUUUUUUUGUAAAGCUUGUAAAUGAGCAAUGUUGCUGACUCUUUUAAACAUUCAACUGUGUGUGUUAGCAAAUUAAUUCAUUUUUAGCUUUAUAAUUGCAUAUUUGUGGGGAAGCAGUCCUCUUGUGUUUGAGUUAUUCUUUACUGCCGGGCACAGUUUGGAGCCGUGCCAUAGACUUCCUGUUGAGAUGCCAAAAUAAGGAAGUUAAGACAUUUUUUUUCCUUUUUUAAAUUUUGUUUUCAGCUUUUUUUUUUUUUUAGAACAAGCCAGACAAUUAUCAUAAAAGGAAGUUGUUUAAAUGUGUCAUGCCAGUUGUGUUAACUCUUCUGUAUAUUGAAUCACAUUUGUAUGCCUCUGCAGUAAACGCUGCACUAAAACUUGUUACCAAGUGUCAGUUUGUCACAUUUAAUUGUCGUCACGUGUGCAUGUGUGUUUUCUCUGUAUUCUGCUCAUCAAAGGAAUGGGAAACCAUAUUGUUUCUGACCGCAACAACAAGAAGAUGCCACUGGGCGAGGACAGCCUUUCCUGGAAAAAGAGGACCACCGACGUCAAGGAGCAGUAUGACUUCAAAGAAAUUCUGGGAACGGGAGCGUUCUCUGAAGUGGUCUUGGCGGAGGAAAAGAGGACCCACAAACUGGUGGCCAUCAAGUGCAUUCCAAAAAAAGCGUUAGAGGGCAAAGAAAACAGCAUUGAGAAUGAGAUAGCAGUCCUGCACAAGAUUAAACACCCCAACAUUGUUUCUCUGGAGGAGAUAUUUGAGAGUAAAUCCCACCUCUACCUCAUCAUGCAACUAGUGUCUGGGGGGGAACUGUUUGACCGGAUCAUCGAGAAGGGCUUCUACACAGAGAAGGAUGCUAGUAAGCUGAUUCAGCAGAUUCUGGACGCUGUCAAAUACCUCCAUGACAUGGGCAUCGUGCACCGGGACCUCAAGCCAGAGAACCUGCUGUAUUACAGCAUGGAUGAAGACUCCAAAAUCAUGAUCAGUGACUUUGGUCUUUCAAAAAUCGAAGGUUCAGGCAGUGUGAUGUCCACAGCCUGUGGAACGCCUGGAUAUGUUGCUCCUGAGGUUUUGGCUCAGAAACCGUACAGUAAAGCAGUGGACUGCUGGUCAAUUGGUGUCAUAUCGUAUAUUCUGUUAUGUGGAUAUCCUCCCUUCUACGAUGAGAAUGAUGCCAAACUGUUUGAGCAGAUCCUGAAAGCAGAAUACGAGUUUGAUUCUCCGUAUUGGGACGAUAUCUCUGAUUCAGCUAAAGACUUCAUAGUGCAUCUGAUGGAGAAAGACCCAAACACGCGUUACACGUGUGACCAGGCUCUGCUGCACCCCUGGAUUGCUGGAGAUACUGCCCUGGAUAAGAACAUUCAUGAAUCUGUCAGCGCUCAGAUCAAGAAAAAUUUUGCAAAAAGCAAGUGGAAGCAAGCAUUCAAUGCCACUGCAGUGAUUCGUCACAUGAGGCGUCUCCAGCUGAGCACCGGCGGCGAAGCGCCCAACCCCUCCCUGCCUGGUCAAUACCCGACACACUUACUGAUGCCAGAGGAGGGUGCAGGAGCUUGUUGUGAAGGCGGUUGCUCCCAGAACGUCGACGGUGCCGCGGAUCCGAUGUCCAACUGCACCUACCGCUGCCACCCAGCCAGCAGUGUCUGAUCCGAGGCCCACUACAUGUACCGUCUUUCAAUCCUGAGUAACUGUCAAAUUUUAUCCCCCUCGGUUAAACCAGAGGCACCAUCUCCUCCCCAACCUUAUCUGGCUAGGAGUACAGCGCAAUUCCAACCUGUCGCCUGCAGGGGGUGCAAGCACGUCAAGUCCGGGAGGGAGGAGGCUUUAAAGGGGUUGAAUAGGUGGUGGAGGGAAACUUGAAGUGUAUAUGAUGAUGAUGCACCAUCGCAGAUCGUUUUUGUGAUGAGUUGAUGAAGAUACUAAGGAAAGGGGAGGGCUGCUUCCCCCACAUCUGUACUGGGGGGUUUGCAGAAGCAGGGUGGAGCUUGAUAGCCCUUGCUUUUUGUUUUCUUUUGUUGAUGCAGUUUUUGUUUACUUUUGUUUUCUUGGCCUCCUACUUUUGAGACUGUGGGGUGUAAAUCUGUCCGCAUGAGGGAAUGUCCCACAGGAGGUCUGGUCCUUGAACGCACCGUCUCAGAUGAGCUGCGGCGGUGGAGGGAUACCGGAGCGUGGGUGUGUAGGCAUCAAAAUAUAAAGUUCCACAUUUAAGUCUUUAAGAAGUGGAGCUUUUUUGACAAUCAGUGGCAAAAUAGUUCAUCAAUUUUCUUGUUUGUUCCAUGUAGCCUCUCUUGUGUUAUUUCAGUGUUUCUUGUAGAAAAAAAGCUUCUACUUUCCUUUUUUUUUUUAAUCCCGAACUUGUUGAACUAGAGGUUUAUAUUUGUCUAAGGUGCCUUCUGGAUAUACAGUAUGAUGGUUAUUUUUGGUGACUGGUAGACUCUGAAAGUGUUUUUUCUAUUUGUUAAGUCAUUCUGUAUUUGCUCACAAUUGGAUGCAUGUUCUGUUUUUACCACCAAAAAUAAUGCUAAAAGAAAGACAAAUUUUAAGAGUAACAGAUUUGGAUUAUUUAUAUAGUUUUAAAGUGUGUUUUAAAACAAGCAUUUAUUUGCCUGCAGCCUUUGGGGCUCAUUAAAGUGUAGGUGAACAUAUUAAAACAUAUUCACGUGUAGCCUUUAAAAUACAAGAAUGAUGACUAGCGUCACGAUUAUUCUGUGUUCACACCCAUUUCUAAAUUAGAUUUUUCUUCUUUUCCUCGACAUCUCUUUAAGGAACAUGCAUCGGCUUUAUGCAAAUGUAAUUGAACAAAUCUGUGCUUCAUGGUCUGCUAUCGUCAGGACGAAGGAUUCCUUAGCUUUACAUUUGCUCUAAUUAUUGGAUUAUCGUUUUUUCUCGGCGGUACAAACGUAUUUAGUUCUGGUUGUGUUUUAACUUGGUUUCUUACGGGUACAGAAUCACAAAAGGAGACAUUUUUACCGAAAUGUUACCCUUUAAUGACGGUUAGCAAAACUGAUUGUGCUACUUUAAAAUGUACUUUGAGGUUAAUAAACUGUAUUGAUGGUCAGUGAUGAUACUUGUGCUUUCUAAUGACAUGGGGCGUUCAUUUUUUUAUAUAAAAAAAGUUGACGUUUGGGUUUAUAAACGACUCUGAAACAUGAAAUCACAGUAAAACUUUGAGGCAUCACAAGAUUUAAUAAUAUAUCUAAUUUGAAAAACCUUUCACUUUAAUUUUUUUUUUAAAUCAAAACAUACCUUUUUAUUCAAACAGAGCUAUAUUUUCAGAGCAUUUAUGCUCAACACUUCUGCUUCCUGUGUACCGUAUUUUCCAGAGUAUAAGUCGCAGUUUUUUUCAUAGUUUAGCUGGGGGUGCGACUUAUACUCAGGAGCGACUUAUUUGUGUUGUUUUUUUAGACAUCAAAAGGAUUAUAUAUUUGUCAUUUUCUCAUUAAACGGCAUUUGUCUUUUAGCCGUUGUUUCCUCUAACAACCACUAGAGGGCGCUGCUUACAAAGUUCUUGCUACUGACAGUUGCAGAAGAAGUGUCGUCCAAAACAAACAUGGAAGAAAAUCUGUUAAACGUGGAUAUUCUUAUACCGAUCAAAAGAUUAUUAUUCUUUCUUCUUUUAAGAUAAUCUGAGUUUUUUGGAUUUGUUCUGAAACGUUAGACUUCUCUCCUUAUGUAUCUGAAGUUAUAUAUGGUUUUCUUCUUCUUGAUUAGAGAUGUUUUGCUCUUGCGACUUAUACUCCGGAAAAUACGGUAGUCUUAAUUUUAUUUUGCUCAUAUAUAAAAGUGAUUUUAAAGUCAAAUUGUAUCUUAAAACCGUCCUCUUCAGGAUUAGAGCUCAUUUUAAGGGAAGAAGAGUGACCCUGUCCUUUAGGGUGCUUAACAAUAGGUGCUUUCCUGGUUCAGCAUUUCAACUUUUGCACACGUUUUCCUACAUAAAUGUCACCCUGCCUCCUUCUAAGACGAGAACUAUUAAAACGAAGCAUUCAUUUGAAGGGUUUGCAUUUGUACUUUGGUUGCUUCUAGAGAAUGAUCUAUAUAAAUGACUAUUUGUACCAUAAAUAUGAUAAUGCCUUUAAUGAUGUUCGGGCCCAUAGAGUGUAACGUUGAAAUGUGGCUAUAGCUCAGUGUCAAACUUGGAAAAUGUUUUGCUUGCUUGCUUGAAACGAAUUUGUCAGUGAGUCAUUCAUUAAAUUUAUCUCUAUGCAUUAA
Molecule: messenger RNA, 4637 nt
Organism: Oryzias melastigma (Indian medaka)
Lineage: Eukaryota; Metazoa; Chordata; Actinopteri; Beloniformes; Adrianichthyidae
Gene: camk1b
Product: calcium/calmodulin-dependent protein kinase Ib
Exons: 13
Coding region: 894-2075 (393 amino acids)
Biological process (GO): peptidyl-serine phosphorylation
Cellular component (GO): intracellular anatomical structure
Molecular function (GO): ATP binding; calmodulin binding; calcium/calmodulin-dependent protein kinase activity
Source: RefSeq, a predicted model, not a curated record